Molecule: messenger RNA, 1462 nt
Organism: Spinacia oleracea (spinach)
Lineage: Eukaryota; Viridiplantae; Streptophyta; Magnoliopsida; Caryophyllales; Amaranthaceae
Product: WAT1-related protein At4g30420-like
Exons: 7
Coding region: 221-1324 (367 amino acids)
Cellular component (GO): membrane
Molecular function (GO): transmembrane transporter activity
Source: RefSeq, a predicted model, not a curated record
UUUGCAAGAUCCACCGCUUAUUGAAUGUACAACUACAGCUUUUGUCUUUUCAUAUAUUUUUUCCUGAAUUCUAUAGGACUAUUUAUAUCAGUUGUACUUUCCUAAGCUUUUACAAUCUUACUAUAAAACAAAGUCCUAAACUAUAUUUGUGACUCAGUCCCCUUAAUUCCACUACAAGUAAUAGCUAGAAAGCAUUGAAGAAGAAGGAGAAAUAUAAAAGAUGGGAGAUCAAUUACCAGCAAUAGUGAUGGUGUUAUUACAAUGUGUAUUUGCGGUUAUGGCACUUUUGAAUAGAGCUGCCCUUGUUAAGGGCAUGAAUCCUAGGGUCUUCAUGUUUUAUAGACAAGCAAUUGCCACUUUGGUCAUGUGUCCUAUUGCUUUCUUUUCAAGGGGAAAAUCAAGUGGUUCUUUCAUGGGAUUUAGGACAUUUCUUUUGAUAUUUGUCACCGCAUUCAUUGGAGUGGUGAUGAAUCAAACGAUGUACUUUGAAGGAUUGUAUUUGGCUUCAUCGUCAAUUGCGACCGCCAUGUCUAAUUUGGUCCCUGCAGUUACCUUCUUGACAGCUGCUAUUUUGGGGAUAGAGCAAGUGCAUAUGAAGAAGUUGAGCAGCCUUGCAAAGAUGUUAGGGACAAUAUUUUGUGUGGUUGGAGCAGGCUGCAUGGCUUUGCUUAGAGGCUCAAAAUUACUGAAUGUUAAACUCCCACCAGCAGCCAACUCUCUUUUGCUCAACUCAUUUGAAGCUGAUCACACUUGGUUGCUUGGAUGUCUCUUUAUCUUUGCUAGCAUGUGUUGCUGGUCUUUCUGGCUCAUUUUACAGGUACCAUUAUCAACACGCUACCCUAAUCACUUAUCUCUCUCUGCUUGGAUGUGUUUCCUCUCUAUGUUGCAAUCUGGGGCAAUCGCCUUGUUCUUGGAGCAUGACGACCCAGACGCUUGGAAUUUGAGCUCAAAUCUUGAAAUCACUUGUUGCUUCUUUUCGGGAAUAUUUGGAUCGGGAGUUCAAUUCUUUGCACAAGCAUGGUGUAUAUCGCGAAGAGGUCCACUCUACUCAGCUAUGUUCAACCCACUAUCCACUCUUAUCACAACUAUCUUGGCAUGCUUGUUUCUUCACGAAGAACUCUACGUUGGCAGUUUACUAGGUGGUGCCGCGGUGAUUAUUGGCUUGUACAUUGUGCUAUGGGGUAAAUCAAAGGAGACCAAAGAAAUUCUAGAAUACGAUGAGCUUGAAGGUAGUUCACCAAAAACAGGACAACAGAAAGCAAUAUGUAAGAGUGAUGAUUUGGAGCAGCCUUUACUGACAGAUUAUUGUAUUGAAGAAGUUUAGAUUUAGCUGUAAAUUAUGGAAUAAUUAUUUAUAUUCUUUUGUGUCGAAAAUAGGCCAGAAAAGCGUCCAUAAAACACCGAAUUUGUUGUAGUAACUCGUUACACUUUACGAAUAUACAAGUAUAUACAUGUCAUUUUA